Molecule: messenger RNA, 2830 nt
Organism: Branchiostoma floridae (Florida lancelet)
Lineage: Eukaryota; Metazoa; Chordata; Leptocardii; Amphioxiformes; Branchiostomatidae
Product: WD repeat-containing protein 75-like
Exons: 21
Coding region: 83-2647 (854 amino acids)
Biological process (GO): positive regulation of rRNA processing; positive regulation of transcription by RNA polymerase I
Cellular component (GO): nucleolus
Molecular function (GO): RNA binding; protein binding
Source: RefSeq, a predicted model, not a curated record
UUUAUGUAAAAUAUUUGAGUCAUUUGCUCCGAAAUUCCCCAUACAUGGUAGAGUCCAUUUUCAGCACGUGUAGGGAAAAAACAUGGCUGCCUCCAUGGAUGAAGAAAUGGCGAUCGUGCAAAAAGCCGGGGCCAAUCUGGUCAGCGAAAGGCCUGUCUUCUCUCCGGACUCAAGAUAUGUCCUGUGCUGCUGUGGGUAUGUGGUGAAGGUGUUCAGCCUGGCCAGUGGGGAGUGUGUCCGGGAGCUGGCUGGACACAAGGACUUCAUCACAGGGGUCAAGAUCAACCCUCACAACCAGUUCCAGGCUUUCACCAGCUCCUUGGAUAAAACAGUCAAGGUGUGGGACUAUCCUGAUGGCAAGCUGCUUAAGACUUUCAGUGUUGGCUUCCCCGUUCAUGCCUUGUACCUACUUAAACAAGAAGAGGAAGCUGGGUAUGCAGUCAUCAAGGGCAAAGGUAGUGUGUUAAACCUUAUCUGGUUCAGCUGGACCAACAGGAAAGGGCACACCAUCAGGGUGGAGACCAGGGAAGUUCUGAAACGUGUGUCAGGUCAGGAGAAACAUCUGGCCUUUGGUCCUGAGGGCUCCUUUAUUGCUUCUGUUACAUGUAACAAGUUGACUGUACUUUUUACAAAGAGUGAAAAAGUCAAAGAAUUUGAGAGACCCAAAAACGAGUUCCGGUGUGUAGCAUGCCACCCAACAGAUGCCUGCAUUGCUACAGGCAUGCAGGAUGGCAAGAUCUUCCUCUGGAGGGGACUGUUUCAGAAGAAGGAAGUUGUGAGGACCAUUUACCACUGGCACACCCUUCCUGUGGGGGAUCUGACCUUCUCACCUGAAGGUACAUACCUGAUGAGUGUAGGACAAGAGUGUGUGCUGGUACUCUGGCAGUAUAACACAGAGAAGAAAGAUUUCCUACCCAGAAUGGGAUCACCGCUGUGUUGCAUCAGCUCUUCACCUGAUGGGAGUCUGUUAGCUGUCAGUCAGGUGGAAAAUGUGGUCCAAAUAGUUACCAGGAGUAAUAAGGUGGUACAAGUGUUCCAGGGACUCACUAGAGUUCACAUCCCCCAGUUGAUCAGAUCUCCGAACCCUGUACCUACUGGACUCCUGAUGGACCCUCGCAGUCACACCUUGGUACUGAACGGGAGGCCUGGGCAUCUACAGUGGUACAACCUCCACACAGACAGACAUCUCUACAAUCUUGACAUUGUGUGGCAGAACUUUGUGAGUAGUCGCAGACCGUGGGAAGCUCCUGAAGUCAUCUACACGGAGAUCGAGAGGACAGCGUUUGACCAGAAGGGAGACUGGCUGGCCACGUUGGAGAGAAGGGCAGAUGGCUUGAUGGCAGAAGAGAUCAAACUCAAGUUCUGGAGUUUCAACAAGGAAAAACAGAGUUUUGAGUUGAACACCACCGUGGACUGCCCCCACCAGGGAAAGGUCAAUGCCCUCGUCUUCCAGCCUCACUUUGGCGCAGACCUGCCCCCCACGGCUGUCAGCGCAGGGGAUGAUGGGAAAUUUAAGAUCUGGACUCUUGUUGAUGACACAGAUAUUUACAGAGAGAAUGUCUGCUGGACAUGUGACUCGGUUGGAACAUAUCGCGACCUUGCAGCCAAGGACGCAGCUUUCUCAGAGGACGGCUCGCUCCUUGCCGUGGCCUUUGGACAGAGCCUUACCAUCUGGGACCCUUACACCAUAGACUUGAAGACAACCUUCUGUCACACCUUCUGUACAGAAAAAGACUGUAUCAGGCAGGUGAAGUUUGGACACGGCAACUGUUGUCCCUACGUCAUCAGUACCACAUCCUCGCACCUCAGUGUGUGGAACAUACUGUCAUGUUCAUUACUGUGGACUGUAUCCUGUGAGUGUGCAGUGUUGGUGGCAGACCCACUGUCUGAGUACAUGGCUGUAUUCUCUGCAACUUCAGACUUGACAGUGUUCAAGCCAUCCAGUCCUGACCCAGUCUACAUGCACAACAAGGUCGUGGAGCCCUCUGUGGUGGCUGCCAUUUUCUUCCCCAAGCAGAACCAGGGAGCAGAGGAGCAGACAGACGAGGCCCCCUGGCAGAAACGGUCGGAACUGUACUUCAUGACUUACGAUCAGGUUCCACAGGAUCUUCUGACACUGCAGAAAGAUGCUCCACAACAAACAAGGAAGGACAUGACUCAAGUGGACCAGUUGGAGUCGAACCUGCCCCCCACCCCAUUCUCCAUGUACCUGAGCCAGGUGAGACAAGGUAAGCAGGAGGAGGACAGCCAUGCCCUGGUCCAGCACGGCACACCUGGAUCUGUGGCCAUUCAGCAGAUGCUCCAGACACCUGCCCACGUGCUGCCACCUGUCAGCACCUUGUGCCAGUCUUUCCUCCAGAUGCUGCUGGUCUCCAAGUCAUCUCAAGAAAGGCAAGAUGAUGAAGAUAUGGAGUCGGAUUCUGAUGAAGAGGAAGAUAACAACCAAUCAGAAACCAGCGAUUCUGAAAUGGAGGAGGAUGCUGCCACUGGUUCUGCCUCAACUGUCAAACAGUCAACCAGCCAAUCAGAGAAGGACAGUUCAUCACAUGACCAAACUUCCAACCAAUCAGAUUCUGGGAAGAUGCAUAUGGAAGAACUUAAAGAGUUAUCAAGUAGUGACCUUUUAUGGAUGAAGAGAAUCUUCUAACAACAUCUGGCAACUUCUACACAUGUUCAGACUGGAGAAAAUAAAUUCUUUUAUAAUUCAGUUAUUUUAGUAUUGAUUAUGAGAAGUCAAAAGGAAGAAUGGAUUGAUUAUUUUAGUCCCAACUGGCAUCAACUUAACAAAACUGUUGACCACUUCGAUCUGUGGUUGUAUUGAAAGUAUUAA